This is a messenger RNA of Myzus persicae (green peach aphid), 660 nucleotides long. RefSeq lists its product as uncharacterized. The transcript has 3 exons. The record is from RefSeq and is a predicted model, not a curated record. Bases 1 to 660 code for a protein of 219 amino acids. NCBI's taxonomy places the organism in Eukaryota, Metazoa, Arthropoda, Insecta, Hemiptera, Aphididae.
AUGAACGCGUAUCAUCCUUUGAUGUUUCGCCAAAAUACCGACAAUCGGCGGAUCGGCGGUUUGUUACAGAAUUGUUCGUUGCUGUUCACUAGUAUAUGUCGUGUGAAAAUAUCUAAUUUACAAGUGUCCUGUGCUGCUUUUAUUUUAAUGCAUUCAGUAUUGAAAAACAGAAAGCAGAAACGAAAAGAAAGAAGAUGGUGGCAAACAAAUAUUUUUAAGAGCCGUAAUAUUUAUUGUGGAUCUACUUUAAUUAACGACCUCAGGUCUCAAGAAAUAAGCGGACAGUUUAACAAUUUUAUUCGGAUGUCAUCAAUUGACUUUGAACAUCUUAUUACCUUGAUUGGUCCUAAAAUUUCUAGGAUGGAUACAACAUUCCGAAAAGCAAUACCUGUACAAGAACGAUUGGCAGUAACCUUGAGGUAUUUAGCAACUGGGGAUUCAUAUACUAGUCUUCAAUACCUUUUCAAAAUAUCUCGACAAGUUAUUGGUCUAAUUAUGCCAGAAGUAUUUAAAGCAAUCGUAGAAGCCUUAAAGGAAAAUAUUCAGAAAGUUAAUAUUAUGGAUUUAAAUGACAAGGUAGACAUAAAAUAUUUAUUGGACUUUGACUUGCCAAGUGGUUCAGAAGCUAGUUUUUGUGACAGUGAUGACGAUAAUAAUUAA